GAGCACACUCAGGUGGGAGUAGGAUGGUGAACUUGGUGGAGGCGCAGAAGCCGCUGCUGCACUUCCUGAUCAAGUGGGCCGGGCUCCGGCAGCACACGGUCGAUGUCGACGGCGCCGGCACCGUGCUCACCUUCUGGGUACCCAAGGACAAGGUCCCCAGCAACAACUCUACCGUCGCGCCGGAAGAGAAGCAGAGCGAGGCGUCCAAAGUCAAGGAAGGCCGGCGGCCAUCUGUGGUGCUCGUGCACGGCUUCGCGGCCGAAGGCAUUGUCACCUGGCAGUUCCAGGUUGGUGCGCUGGCGAAGCACUACGACGUGUACAUCCCGGACCUGCUGUUCUUCGGAGGCUCCACGACGCCGUCCGCCGACCGGUCGCCGGCGUUCCAGGCGGAGUGCCUGGCCGCCGCGCUGGGGAAGCUGGGCGUGGACGAGUGCACGGUGGUGGGGUUCAGCUACGGCGGGAUGGUGGCCUUCAAGAUGGCUGAGUCGCGCCCGGACCUCGUCCGCUCGCUCGUCGUGUCAGGCUCCGUCGUCGCCAUGACCGACUCCAUCAGCGACACCACGCUCGAGCGGAUCGGCGUCAGGUCAUCGGCGGAGCUGCUGCUGCCGGAGUCCGUCAAGGGGCUGAAGGCGCUGCUCUCCAUCGCCGCCCACCGGAGGCUCUGGUUCCCGGAACGCCUUCACAGGGACUUCCUCGAGGUGAUGUUCGCCAACCGCAAGCAAAGAGAGGAGCUGCUGGAAGGUCUGGUGGUCAGCAACAAAGACGCCACCGUCCCCGUCUUGCCGCAGAAAAUACUUCUGCUCUGGGGGCACAACGACAACAUCUUCAACUUAGAGCUCGCCAAGGCGAUGAAAGAGUAA
Hordeum vulgare subsp. vulgare (domesticated barley) is the source of this 860-nucleotide messenger RNA. RefSeq names its product epoxide hydrolase 3-like. Lineage: Eukaryota; Viridiplantae; Streptophyta; Magnoliopsida; Poales; Poaceae. The coding region runs from base 24 to 860 and encodes 278 amino acids. The transcript has 2 exons. The record is from RefSeq and is a predicted model, not a curated record.